AUGAUCAAGCGUGUCCAGCGGAAUGCUGAACCCCUGAGAGAUGCACUGGCACUACACAAAACCAACGUCACCAUGCCAACAGCAACUGAACUGGAGAAAAUGAAGAAGCUUGAGGCUGCGUUGGAGCAGUGCAGGUAUAUAUCUGAACUUCUGGGUGGAGAGAAGUAUGUUUCUUGCUCAGUGGUGCUGCCAGCAUUGUGUCAUCUGUCCCGAGUGAUGGAGGUCACUGAGGACGACCCAUCCUACAUGAUCAAGUUCAAGGGAACCUUCACAGCAGACCUGGAAGCUCGCAAGGAGAAGACCAAUGGGAUCCACCCUGAACCUGCCAGCAAAGUCAUAGUGCGAAAGCCCAAAACUGUGGGGAAACGAUGUCUGCAGUCUACACUCUACAGAGCUGUCCCAGGACCACUUCCUGACCCCGACAUCAUCGCAUCGGGAGACAAAUUACGCCAGCUGGAGUCCCCGCCACUCAUAGCUCUUGUUUUAGAAGCUCUCUCAACUUUGGAGCUGGUUCCGUCUAAAUUUGGGCCUGUGCCUCGAGGCUCACCAAUGUCUUACCAGUGCCCACCUGAGAAGUCCUGCGACGCAUCUUCAGUCUCUGCAACUGUCACUGGAUACGUCUUCAAAAAUAGAGGCUGCAACCAGGGAGCAGUCCAGAUGUCCUGCAUGGGUACAGCUUCGCCAGCCAAGGCUUACAGCUAG
Messenger RNA from Knipowitschia caucasica, 702 nucleotides. The record is from the annotation of a GenBank genome assembly. Lineage: Eukaryota; Metazoa; Chordata; Actinopteri; Gobiiformes; Gobiidae.